Messenger RNA from Ochlerotatus camptorhynchus, 2118 nucleotides. Its product is annotated as nose resistant to fluoxetine protein 6-like. Gene Ontology annotation, molecular function: acyltransferase activity, transferring groups other than amino-acyl groups. Bases 10 to 2118 code for a protein of 702 amino acids. The transcript is spliced from 10 exons. NCBI's taxonomy places the organism in Eukaryota, Metazoa, Arthropoda, Insecta, Diptera, Culicidae. The record is from RefSeq and is a predicted model, not a curated record.
UUAAUUGUCAUGUUGAAGUUAGUCAGUGCUUCCUUGAUUGUAGUGCUGUUUGGCGUUGUCAGCAAUGGAGAGUUCAUUGAUUUAUCUCAGUACCAUCGCAUGCCUAGGCUAUCGGAAACCGAUGACUACGACCAGUGCAUGGAGGAGGCACCCCCAGGGCAGAUCGUGGCAUACUGUGUGGCCCGAGUGGUCAUCAAACCGGACAAUGGGUCCGAACUGUGGAACAUGAUUGAGGAUUUCUCAAAAGAUUGGAAGAGACACUACAACCAUGCCCAGCUGGAUCGGGGUGUUUGUAUGGAAGACUGCAAACGACUGGUACGCCGUUUACCAAAUGCCACGAGACAAGCGUUGCGGGUUGAAAAGUUUGACAUAAACUUUCCGUAUAUUUUCGAUACGACCGUCUACAGAGACGCGGCGAAAGAUCGCGAACGUUAUGGUGAGCUGUUGGAUCUUUGCAUCAACUACAAACUCAAUGAAACCUAUCGACUGAGGGCCUACACGGAAAUUGAAGUCUGUGACAAGAAUAUCGAAACUGUGGACGUUGAUCGGUUGGACGUAUUCUUCCUGCUGGUGUAUGUAGCCUUAAUUUUUACAGUAAUUCUAUCCAGUUGGUACGACAAAACCAUCAACUACAAACAGCAUGUCAUACAUUACAAACAUGACUUGGAUAGUACCAGAAAAAUGGUGCUCGUGUCGUUUUCGAUCCUUCGGAACUGGUACCGACUGACGUCUCGUUCCCAGGAGGUUCUCAACAAAGAUCUGCGCUACUUCCAGGCGGUUCGAUUCAUGACGAUGAAUCUAGUCAUUGUGGGUCAUGCGGCACUGAUCUAUGCUAUUAUUCCAUUGCAGAACUCCAGCAGGAUGGAAAUGAUGUAUCACAACCUAAGCACGAUGAUCCUCACUGGAGGUCCACAGAUCGUGCAGAGCUUCUUCGCCAUGAGUGGCUUCCUGCUGGCCGUUCAAAUGAUACAGCAUGCGGAAAAUCGUUCGAGAGGAUCACCCGGAUUCCUAUUCCUAUUGAAGGCCAUCGUCUACCGGUUCAUCCGUUUGACUCCAGUGUAUGCGUUUGUCAUUCUGCUGCAUGCCACAUGGUUGUCCAAACUUCAGGAUGGUCCCCUAUGGAAAAUAGGAACGGAAACUGAACGGGCCUUCUGCCGCCGAAAUUGGUGGACUAAUUUGCUAUACGUCAACAACUACAUCAACGGAGAUCAGCCUUGUGUUCAGCAAGGCUGGUAUCUCGGCUGUGACUUCCAACUGUUCAUCCUUGGAAGUUUGCUUCUUCUAGCAAUCAUUAGAUUCCGGAGGUUUACAGCACCGAUUCUAGUGCUAGCAGUGCUUGCUACCUAUCUGAUACCGGCUUUCUUCAUAUACUACGACAAACUCGAAGGAACAUUUCUUGUAACACUACAAGGUCAACGUUUCACUUUGUGGUUCGACGAAUUUUAUCAAAAAGCCUACAUCCCACUGCACGUCAAUCUCGGAAACUACCUAGCCGGAAUCAUAACCGGAAUGAUCUAUCUCAAUCUACAGAAAACCAACACCGACCCCGUUCAGAAAAAGUGGUUCCGCAUCAUUUGGUAUCUAACAUUCCCAGCCGUUUUUGCCACCCUGCUGUCCAACUACAUCUUCUACGAGUACAACUUUGAGAAACCCUCCCUGUGGAUGGCAGCCUUUUUCCCACUGGCAAAGAACACCUGGGGCAUCUACACCUGCAUAUUUAUGAUUGGCCAAACGUACGGAAUUUCACCGGUAUUGAAGCGGAUCUUCAACCACCACAUCUUCGAGCCCCUGGGAAGGAUCACGUACACGGCCUAUCUUGGUCACGUGUUCGUAAUGAGGGUGGUAGCUCUGAGCACACGGACGCCAGUUCACUUCAACUACAUUGGAACGACUACGCUAGUGUUCGCUUCGGUGAUGUUCUCCUAUCUGAUGGCACUGUUCCUGUGCUUGGCGAUAGAGCUUCCGAAUUCCGCUUUGCAGAAGCUGAUUUUCGGGAACAUCAGAGGAAAUGUGAAACAGCCAGUUGAUCCAGAGACGGCCAAUGGAAGUGUGAAGAAUGGCAGUGAAACUACUGCAGCAAAUUGCGUACCAAACGGCAGUGAUAAUAUUAAUAAUUAG